GCGCUGGCGCUGCUGCUGGCGGCGCCGCGCCCCGCGGGCGCCGCGCUGUCGUGCUCCACGGUGUACAACACGCUGAUGCCGUGCCUCGGGUACGUGCAGUCGGGCGGGACGGUGCCCCGGGCGUGCUGCUCGGGGAUCCAGCGCCUCGUGUCCGGGGCGCGCACCACGCCCGACCGCCGCGCCAUCUGCACCUGCCUCAAGAACGUGGCGGCGGGGGCGGCCGGCGGGCCGUACAUCAGCCGCGCCGCGGGGCUGCCCGGCAGGUGCGGCGUGCCGCUGCCGUACAAGCUCAGCCCCAACAUGAACUGCAACUCAGAUGGCAUGAGUUUUAACACAAGACAUGUCCCAUAG
This is a messenger RNA of Setaria italica (foxtail millet), 351 nucleotides long. Its product is annotated as non-specific lipid-transfer protein 1-like. Gene Ontology annotation, biological process: lipid transport. Gene Ontology annotation, cellular component: membrane. The record is from RefSeq and is a predicted model, not a curated record. Gene Ontology annotation, molecular function: lipid binding. Lineage: Eukaryota; Viridiplantae; Streptophyta; Magnoliopsida; Poales; Poaceae. The annotation marks the transcript as partial. The transcript has 2 exons.